Manihot esculenta (cassava) is the source of this 2079-nucleotide messenger RNA. Its product is annotated as growth-regulating factor 10. Gene Ontology annotation, cellular component: nucleus. Gene Ontology annotation, biological process: regulation of DNA-templated transcription; developmental process; DNA-templated transcription. The coding region runs from base 1118 to 1801 and encodes 227 amino acids. NCBI's taxonomy places the organism in Eukaryota, Viridiplantae, Streptophyta, Magnoliopsida, Malpighiales, Euphorbiaceae. The record is from RefSeq and is a predicted model, not a curated record. Gene Ontology annotation, molecular function: ATP binding. The transcript has 6 exons.
UCCGGUGCUGCUCCUCGUCCUCAAUCACGCCUCUGCUGCUAGUCUACGUUCACUGCAGGGUUGAAUUGGUUUUGAUGUUGUGAUUUUAGAUGUGCUCUUUUUUGUGUGAAUUAUUGAAAUGGGUUAUUGAAUUUUAAUUUGAUAUCAAAAGAAAUAUGCGUCCCUUCUUGCUCCUAUAUAUUUUUACAAACAAAAUUUCAAUUGCUCUUUUCUAUCGGAUAGCAACUUGACCUAGGCUUCGCAUCAUGUUGAACAGUAUGAACAAGGACUAAGCUAAAUGAAAUUGUAUCCCAAAUUUUUUCCCUCUCGCCCCCAAAAUUAUUAAUAUUAAUUUUGCUAAUUCUAUCCCCAAAAUUAUUAAUUUGAACUGUAUGAACUUGCCUCUCUUAGUAUAACUUAUACUCUGAUAAGAAAAUUUGCUAAUUAUGCAUAAUUUAGUGCAAUAAUUUUUUUUAGGUAGUGCCCCUCUGUAGGCACUCUAUUACUGAUUCAAUACUUUUAAGUUCAAAAUUUGACUUGGAAGAAUAGUUUCUAUCAUGACUUGAUUGUGUACUUCUGAUCUGUCCCUCCAUUUCUAUCUUUUUCUCUCUUGCAUUUUAGUAUUCUUGUAUGCACAUAUAUUGUAAAGAUAAUACAUCCUGUGCAUCCAUUGUGUUACCAUCCUUUCUCACUUUCAAUUAUAUUUAUGAUAAGAUUUAUCUUCAAUCCAUGUUUAGUUUAUUUUAUUUGGGUAUUUUGUUGAUUGUCUCUUGGAUGAUGUUUAGUUAUUAGUAAAGGUGGAUAAUAAGGAUAAAAAUAGUGAGUAUAGCUUUUACCAAAAUAAUUAUAUUUUUCAUAUCAAAUUAGAUGGAUUGACUGUGACUUGUAUGAUAUUGUAGACUAAUUGGGAGGGUGGUUACUGUCCACUUACACUCCACUUCAGCGAAGAUUAUCCUAGCAAGCCUCCAAAGUGUAAAUUUCCUCAAGCCAGGACCUGCUGGACCAACCAAAUCCUGCUGAUCCUGCACAAACUGAAGGUUAUCAUCUCUUUAUACAGUUUGCUGCAGCUUCCAGAGAAACGCAAGCUCAAUCUUUGAUUGGUAUUCUUUUACCCAUUGUGACUCCGUCUUUUUCUGCUAUGCUCUUUUUGACUCAUUUUCGUGCCCAUAUGGAGUCCCAAAUUCCCCCUUCAAAGAUUGCUCGUCUUGUAGACUAUUCUAGUAUUGGACAGACUAGUUGUUUGAACAUGGAGAGACAUGGAUACAACGGGGGUUCAGCAGGAUCACCACCAAUUGGGCUAGGCCUUGCGCUUGGACGUGGUGGUUCGACUGAUCACACACCAAUGCCAAUCCCUGCCUGCACUGGAUCUUACGGCUUCACCAUUCUGCAACUUCAAGAGCUACAACUCCAAUCUCUCAUCUACAAGUACAUAGAAUCCGGAUUCUCGGUCCCUUACCAUCUUGUUCUCCCUUUAUGGAAGAGUGUUCCUAGCUCCCUCAGCGGUUCCAAUUCGAAGUUGUAUCAACCCUACCCUUCAUCCAUGGGUGGUAGCAACAGCAUCCCAUUGCACUUGGAAUAUAAAAUUGGGAUGGACCCAGAGCCAGGGAGAUGUAGAAGAACAGAUGGGAAGAAAUGGAGGUGCAGCAAGGAGGCUCUCCCAGAUCAGAAGUACUGUGAAAGGCACAUGCAUAGAGGGCGUCAGCGUUCAAGAAAGCUUGUGGAAGCUAAUUCUGAAACCCUUAAUGCAAGCACCAACCUCUCGAUUUCACUUCCAUUCUCAAAUGAUGAUCCAUCAACUGGAGAAGUUGGAUUGAGGCCUUAGUUUCAAACAGGAGAAAAGGUUUUGUUGGUGAUAGCAUUGUCAGGUGGAGGAGGAUUCAGAAUUCGUGGGCUCCAGCAUUGUCUAAUUUUGCCUUUUCAAGUUCAAACAGGACAUGUUUGUUUUCCUAUUUGUUGUUUAUGGUCGUUGAUUUUUGGUGUCUCUGCUCAACCUUGUCCCCAGCUGAUUGAUUAAAUUUUGGUUUUGCAGUAGCAUAGCUUAUGGAAUAUGAUUUGCAUUUUAAUUGCUUCAUAUUGAUGUCAUGUACUUGCGCUUUUUCC